Messenger RNA from Laetiporus sulphureus 93-53, 453 nucleotides. RefSeq lists its product as uncharacterized. The record is from RefSeq and is a predicted model, not a curated record. The coding region runs from base 1 to 453 and encodes 150 amino acids. NCBI's taxonomy places the organism in Eukaryota, Fungi, Basidiomycota, Agaricomycetes, Polyporales, Laetiporaceae. The transcript has a single exon.
AUGCCCCCUAUUCAGGGUGGCCAAGGACUGACGUUCACCACCGCAGACCGCACUCGGGCCUUUGUCAAGAAGUUCUUCCCACCACCACCUCCUCCUCUACCAGUGGCACUCUUCUCCGACCCUCCAAUGCGCUUGGCUCGCCCUUUCAAACUGGUGACCCACUAUGAAAUUGCUGCCUGCCUGGCCGAGACAUCCAACACGUCUGCCCCCAGAUUUUCUGCGACCACCUGGCGUUUACUGAAGUGGGCUCUGCAGUCCCCGGUCGGCAAGCACUUCAUAUCGUUCGUGUCUUCAUCCGUCACGCUGGGAUACCUCCCUCCCAUCCUGAAAAAGGCAGUGGUAGUGCUCAUCCCCAAACCUUGCAAGCCUGACUAUGCUCUUCCCAAGGCCUAUUGCCCAAUAGCACUAAUGGAAACGCUGAGCAAGCUCAUCGAGAAAGUCGUCGUGAAGUGA